Messenger RNA from Dermatophagoides farinae (American house dust mite), 1339 nucleotides. The record is from RefSeq and is a predicted model, not a curated record. Lineage: Eukaryota; Metazoa; Arthropoda; Arachnida; Sarcoptiformes; Pyroglyphidae.
GUCAUCUUAUACAUAUACGAAAGUACAACGCAUACGGAUGGAGCACGAAGAUGUGUAUAAACAAAUGUUACCAUGGACAUAAAAGUGUGCUAUCAAGUUUAUGUUUGUCCGAAUGCCAGUCAUCACACCACAUAUAACACACAAAGACAAAAUAAAACAAUAAUAAAACACACAUUCAUUAAAAGGUUGAAAUGUGACUUUUUUUAUGUUUUAACACAAAAACACGCCAAUUCUACAGCUUUUAAUUUAAUCAAUCAAUGAAUUAUUUUGUUUUUGUUUUGAAUUGAAAUAAUCCAUAAAAUAUCGUGAUCAAUAAUGAAUCAGGUGACCGCAGUCACAUUGAUACCGGAUCGACCUAGUGCAACAUAUACAAGUGGUGAAGUGGUCACUGGUCAUUGUAUUGUUACCGUUACUGGUGAAGUAGAUUUUGAUUGUAUUGAAAUAAAAUUAGUUGGUAAAGCACGUGUAGAAAUACCAACCAAUGAUAAUUCCCGUAACAAUAAUGAUAAAAAUAAUGGUUUCGAUAAAUAUAUUAAAGAAAUAAGCCUAUUAGAAUUGGUAUAUAAACCAAGUACAGUUUAUCAUACAAAAUUAUCAACAGGCAAACAUGAUAUUGGCUAUUCAUUUAUCGUACCAUCAAAUGUACCAAGUUCAUUAGAUGUACAUUUUGGUAUCAUUCGUUACAAGAUUAAAGCUAAAGCUGGAUCGGAAAAGAAUGAAUUUGUACUUAAUAUCAUUUCGCCUCCAAGUAUUCAACCAAAUGAAUUGCUUAUUCCAAUAAUGGAAAACAAAAGCAAAAAUGUUGGCUUAUUGAAUGGAAAGACAGUAUUGAUGCAUUGUGAAAUAUCAAGAUCAGGUUUUACAUUGGGAACAAAAGUGCCAAUCAAAUGUACAAUUAAUAAUCAAUCAUUGAAAACGAUUGUUUUAAAAGGUGCUCUACGACAAGAGAUUACAUUCAAAGCAAAUGAAGAGGAAAGGAAAUCGAUGCAAAAAUUAUCAUCAGUAAUGGGAGCUACAAUAGAACCACAAAGUGAACUUACCCAUGAUUUGAAUGUCACCAUACCGAUCAAUCUGCCCAUCGUUUAUAAUACCUGUCCCAUCAUACAGAUUCAAUAUAUAGUAACAGCUAAAUUGAAAAUUCCAUUAUCGUUUGAUUUACGGUUAAACAUGCCAAUAAUUAUCACCAAUUUACCAAUAAAUGAACUGCCAAACAAUGCCGAUGAACCACCGGCACCGGGAAUUAUCGCUCCUAAAUUUUAAAUUAAUGCCCAUCCGACCAAUUCGUUUUUGAACAAAAUCAUUCGAUUUUCAGUUUUCAUCAAGCUUUUUGACGCUCAAU